Messenger RNA from Amborella trichopoda, 3876 nucleotides. RefSeq names its product Adaptin family protein. Gene Ontology annotation, biological process: vesicle-mediated transport; intracellular protein transport. NCBI's taxonomy places the organism in Eukaryota, Viridiplantae, Streptophyta, Magnoliopsida, Amborellales, Amborellaceae. The record is from RefSeq and is a predicted model, not a curated record. Gene Ontology annotation, cellular component: membrane coat; AP-4 adaptor complex.
GAGCGGGAGAGUGAAAGGGGCAGAGAGAGAAAGAGGGCACUUGUGCGAUGAUUCCUUAAGAUGAAACUGCAUUUCGGACACCCGGGGGCGAACUCUUCCGCAGUCCCAUUCUCUCGCCCCCCUUCCAACCUUAAAACCAUUUUCAGAACCACUUUAAUUAAUCUAUAUAUAUCUAAACAAAAUACUCUCUUAUAUCUAAGAAAACAUUUUCUGGCCCACUUUGAUUAAUCUCUCCAGUCUCCAGAAAUCCUUCAUUUCAUUGAUCUCUGCAAAUGCAUUCUCUCUCUCUAAAAGCUUCAGUGGUUCAUCUCUAAGAAGAUUACUAUUCCCCAAAUUCUGAUCAACCCAUUACCAGAUCUCAACCACUGUACCCCCAAAUUCACCUUGCCGUAAACCCAUCUUUUUAUCUUUCCACCUUUUUUUCUCUCUCUCCUCCAAUCAUUGAUUUUGGAGGUCCCCCUGCCCAUUAACUGUUGCAGUAACAGAGAUGAAACGUAGGAUUUAAUGCUAUAUAGUUAGCCAACCUUGCAUUAGACCCUGAUCAUCCAAGCUGGAGCAACUCAAAGUAAUUGGAAGGGAGCUCGCCAUGGGCUCCCAAGGUGGAUGGGGUCAAUCGAAGGAGUUCUUAGACCUCAUCAAAUCCAUCGGUGAGGCCAGAUCCAAAGCCGAAGAAGAUCGAAUAGUUUUACAGGAGAUCGAGACCCUGAAGAAGCGAAUCACUGAACCAGAUGUGCCCAAAAGGAAGAUGAAAGAGUACAUAAUUCGACUGGUUUAUGUCGAGAUGUUAGGGCACGAUGCCUCUUUUGGGUAUAUCCAUGCAGUGAAGAUGACUCACGAUGAUGCUCUCCUUCUUAAGAGGACUGGUUAUUUGGCUGUCACCCUCUUUCUCAACGAGGACCAUGAUCUUAUUAUACUCAUUGUGAAUACGAUACAAAAGGAUUUGAAAUCUGAUAAUUAUCUUGUGGUUUGUGCUGCUUUAAAUGCGGUGUGCAAGUUGAUCAAUGAGGAGACAAUACCUGCAGUAUUGCCCCAGGUUGUUGAGUUGUUAGGGCACCAGAAGGAGUCAGUGAGGAAGAAAGCGAUCAUGGCGCUUCAUAGGUUUUAUCAGAAGGCUCCUUCUUUGAUUACUCAUCUUGUCUCUAAUUUUAGGAAGAGGCUUUGUGAUGAUGAUCCUGGAGUCAUGGGUGCAUCUCUUUGUCCUCUUUUUGAUCUUGUUACAGAAGAUGUGAGUUCAUAUAAAGAUUUGGUUAUUAGCUUUGUAAGCAUUCUUAAACAGGUGUCUGAACGCAGACUGCCAAAGACUUAUGAUUACCAUCAUAUGCCAGCUCCAUUCAUUCAGAUCAGAUUGCUAAAAAUUUUGGCAUUGCUUGGUGCGGGCAACAAACAAGCAAGUGACAACAUGCAUACUGUCCUGGGUGAUAUGUUUAGGAAGUGCGAGUCCACAAGCAACAUAGGGAACGCCAUUUUAUAUGAAUGCAUAUGUACUGUUUCAUCUAUAUACCCCAAUGCCAAAUUGUUAGAAGCUGCAGCUGAUGUAACUUCAAGAUUUUUGAAGAGUGAAAUUCAUAAUCUGAAAUAUAUGGGUAUCGACGCACUCAGCAGACUCAUCAAAAUAAAUCCAGACAUUGCAGAAGAACACCAACUUGCAGUAAUUGAUUGCUUAGAGGAUCCUGAUGAUACUCUGAAGCGGAAAACUCUAGAUCUGCUUUAUAAAAUGACAAAAUCCAGCAAUGUCGAAGUAAUUGUUGAUCGGAUGAUUGAUUACAUGAUUAGCAUCAAUGACACACACUAUAAAACAGAAAUUGCAUCUCGGUGUGUUGAGCUUGCAGAGCAAUUUGCACCCAGUAACCAGUGGUUUAUCCAGACCAUAAAUAAGGUCUUUGAGCAUGCUGGUGAUCUUGUAAAUGUCAAAGUGGCUCAUAACUUGAUCCGCCUAAUUGCUGAGGGAUUCGGGGAGGAUGAUGAAGGUGCAGAUAAUCAACUGAGAUCUUCUGCUGUAGAUUCAUAUUUACGUAUCAUUGGAGAACCUAAGCUUCCUUCAGUGUUUCUGCAAGUCAUUUGUUGGGUUCUUGGGGAGUAUGCAACAGCAGAUGGGAAAUAUUCUGCUUCAUAUAUAAUGGGAAAGCUAUGUGAUGUGGCAGAAGCUCACUCAAAUGAUGACACUGUUAAGGGUUAUGCUGUUACGGCUAUCAUGAAGAUAUGUGCAUUUGAAAUUGCAGCUGGAAGGAAAGUUGAAUUGUUGCCAGAGUGUCAAGCUCUAAUUGAUGAACUGUCAGCAUCACAUUCAACAGACUUGCAGCAACGUGCAUAUGAACUGCAGGCACUCUUGGGUUUGGAUUGUCAUGCUGUUGAGUGUAUAAUGCCAUCAGAUGCAAGCUGUGAAGAUAUUGAGGUGGAUAAAAAUGUUUCAUUCUUAAACAGCUUUGUGCAACAAGCCCUGGAGAAAGGAGCAACGCCUUACAUUCCGGAAUCCGAGCGCACCGGAUCAAUAAGUGUUACCACCUUCCGUAACCAAGACCAAACUGAGGCCUCCUCUCAUUCCCUAAGAUUCGAGGCCUACGAGCUUCCAAAACCCUCACUCCCUACACGGGCGGCACCAAGCUUGCCCUUACCUUCUUCAGACCUUGUUCCAGUGCCCGAAUCAUAUCAACCAUAUGAAACCCCCCAACCUAUGCAGCCUCAACCCAUCACUGAUUCUUCAUCAACUGAACUUGGACUAAAACUCAAAUUAGAAGGUGUUCAAAAGAAAUGGGGAAGACCAAGCUAUUCAUCUCAAUCCACACCCUCCACUUCUCAGACCAUGAAUCCUAAAACAGCAAAUGGCAUCACACAUUCAGAGAUUAAAGAGGCCAUCUCUUAUGAUUCAAGGAAGCAGCAGCACGAGGUUUCUGCUGAAAAACAAAGGCUCGCAGCUUCUCUAUUUGGGGCCUCAUCAUCAAAGAGUGAGAAGAAAACACAGGGUUCAAAGGCUAUGAAAUCGAGCCCUGCAAGAGUGGAAAAGCCCCAAGCCCCCACUUCCGAGAAGGCUCCAACACCUGUGCAACAACCUCCUCCUCCUGACCUGCUUGACCUCGGCGAUUCGACACAGUCUAAUGCUCCUCCGAGUAGUGCAGUAGUGGACCCUUUUAUGCAACUAGAGGGACUUUUGGGCGUGCCUCCACAAGAAGUUUCUUUGGAGUCUAACCCAGGAGCCAGUGCCUCAAGCCAAUCGGUAAACCUCAUGGCCCUCUAUGAGGAUACACCUGGUGUUGGUCAGCUAAGCUCGUUUGCUGGGUCCUUUGUAGCUGGUAAUCCAAGUGUACAAUCUAGGAGUCCUCGUGUAGGGUCCUCAUCUGUGGGAUCCACUGCGAAGAAGGGCCCGUCUCCUCAAGAUUCAUUAGAGAAAGAUGCGGUUGCGAGGCAGGUAGGUGUGACUCCAUCUGGUCUGAACCCUAACCUCUUCAGGGACUUACUUGGCUAAGUGUUCCGAUAAGAUGAGCUUUUUGUCUAUGAUUGUUGGAGAAUUGUCUUCUUGCAAAGUUCUCAUUUCACAGGUGUCUUUUUCUAAGAAGGCUAAAUAUUGGGGCACGGCGAGAGGUGUGCAGUAAGUCAUGGAUUUACGUGAUGUGAAAUUUAGAUUCUCAGAAGAAUAUUGAGAGUAGGCUGGUUUUGUAAUUUAAGACAUUUUAUCUUUUGAAAGUUGGUGGCUGUUGUAGAGGGAUGAAGAGGACAUUGUUGGAGACUGAUACAAGCGAGAAUUCUUGUGCCAUUCCUGAGGUUGUUGGGUCGGGUUCUUCAGCUUGCUUGGACUCUCGAUUUUUUUUGGGACUGUGGGACAAGUGGCUUUGGAUAUUUGAACUGCUUGUGGAAUGAAUGGAUGAAAUAAUCUCUCUCUCA